AUGUCUCCAAGCACAGCCAUCUUCGCCGACUUUGAAGAAUUCAGUAGUAGGCAGCUCCGCACUCUCGUCAUGGAAGGAAUUGAAGCCGAGGUGAGGAGGCAGGAAGUGGUACUGGAAGCAGCCCUGAUGGACAGGAUUGAAGAUAUCGUCCGCAGCGCAAAUCAGCAGCUCUUCCAGCAAUGGCGUGAGCACCAGAGUCUCACUCAGCUUGAGCCGGGACCAAGCAGCAAUGCUGCUCUUGGGCCUACAGAUGUAGAGGGCCCCCUCACCGAGCCAGCUGCAGAGCUUGCAGCCAUGGUGGUCCCACCUCCUGAGAUGGACUUCGACCAACUACUGUCUAACGACUUCACACAUCCAGCCACUUCCAUUGACCCAGCUCAUUCAGCCGUCCCGAGCUAUGCAGAUUCUACGUACGGUUCAUCACAGACGAGUGACAAAGCGGUUACAAAUAGUAGAGCAGCAGCGGGCCCGGCUCAUCAUCCCCAACCUCAGACGCAGCCACUUCAUGCGGAGCCGUUUCCGGCACAGUCUACCUACAAUGGGAGGUGGGAUGCUGUGACCGCUUUGCACAACAUCGAUCCCGGAAGCCUGCCCGAUUCCGUACUAACUUCCUCCUUUACCGGUCCGACUUUCUGGGAAGAUUCACAAGAUUUUCCAGACUCAAUCCCUCAGACUUCACCGACUACCGUGGCGGGGACUCUUCCUUCAAGCUCGCAGUGGGACAAAGAUGGGAUGCAUCAAGAAGGUGGUGGGAUUGCAGCGCUAUUCGAGUAUUGGGCCAUUAGAUAG
This is a messenger RNA of Lasiodiplodia theobromae, 789 nucleotides long. RefSeq lists its product as uncharacterized. Bases 1 to 789 code for a protein of 262 amino acids. The transcript has a single exon. NCBI's taxonomy places the organism in Eukaryota, Fungi, Ascomycota, Dothideomycetes, Botryosphaeriales, Botryosphaeriaceae. The record is from RefSeq and is a predicted model, not a curated record.